UCAUCGCGGGCGCGACGCCCCGAGGGCCAGCUUAGGCUUUGGUCUAGCCGUGGCGGUGGCGGCGAGAGCGUCCGGGAAGAUGCCAGUGGCGGUGAUGGCGGACAGCGCCUUUAGUUUCAGAAAGCUGCUGGAUCAGUGCGAGAACCAAGAGCUUGAGGCCCCUGGAGGGAUCGCCACUCCGCCGGUGUACGGUCAGCUUCUCGCUUUGUAUUUGCUCCAGAAUGACAUGAAUAAUGCAAGAUAUCUUUGGAAGAGGAUACCACCCGCUAUCAAGUCUGCAAACUCUGAACUUGGGGGAAUCUGGUCAGUAGGACAGCGAAUCUGGCAGAGAGAUUUCCCCGGGAUCUAUACCACCAUCAACGCCCACCAGUGGUCGGAGACUGUGCAGCCAAUCAUGGAAGCCCUUAGAGAUGCAACGAGGAGACGCGCCUUUGCCCUGGUCUCUCAAGCUUAUACCUCCAUAAUCGCAGAUGAUUUCGCAGCCUUUGUCGGCCUUCCUGUGGAAGAGGCUGUGAAAGGUGUAUUGGAACAAGGAUGGCAAGCUGACUCCGCCACAAGAAUGGUUCUUCCCAGGAAGCCAGCCUCAGGAGCCCUGGACGUUUCCUUGAACAGGUUUAUUCCUUUAUCAGAGCCUGCACCAGUUCCACCAAUCCCCAACGAGCAGCAGCUGGCCAGGCUCACUGACUACGUGGCUUUCCUGGAAAACUGAUAAAUCGCUCUGAGUUCAAGAUCCACCUUCAGUCCCUGUCACUGGCAAACAGAUGUGGAGUUUUAUUUCUGAGCACUGAACAGGGUGAGCGCCUCGGUGUCCUUUGGGUGUGAUAAAAUGCACAUGGAAGAUGAAGCGCAUUGUACAGUUUGUCCUCAGACACUGCUGAAUGUCCUGGGAGCAGUCCUCAUUUGUAUUGAUCACUUUGGUUGGAGCCAUCAGUAUUAUGCAGCUAGUUUCUAUCAAUGACUGACUCUGAACAGAAGCUUCAAGCAGCAGAGCGGGCGCUGGAGCACACACCAUGCUCCUGCGUACCGCUGGCCUCUAGCUGUAGUGAUGUGCGUGGGAUUUGAGAAGGACUGUGCCCAACCCACAUUGUCGCUCACACUCUGGACAAUGCCCACAAGGAAUUACUGAUGUAGAAUCAGAAAGAGCUGAAACGUGGUGGACCGUCUCCUGGCGAGGAGCUUGUCAAUGCUGCAUUUCCCCCGGGUGUGCAAGCAUCCAUUGCUGGAGGUGGACGGUGUGCAGUGAGAAGCAGCCUGUGUGCUCCUGUGAAACUUGAGUUCUGAGGUCUCCUUUCAGAAGGGAAGGGGCACGGAGUGCAGUGUGUGCUGAGCGAGCUCCUGAGCUGAGGGAUAGAUAGCGUGCAGCCCUCCUGCUGCUGCGCAUGUCCAUCCUGUGUAGAAAUGCCGAAUCGUCUAUUUUUGUUCUUGUAUGACAGCCCUUGAAGAUUUGAGGUGGUUAAUGUAUCUUCAGGUUAAAACAGCCCUGGUUCAUGUAUUCUGCAUUUGUUCAAUAAAUAUUUAAUUGAAUUCGUAAA
Acomys russatus (golden spiny mouse) is the source of this 1532-nucleotide messenger RNA. RefSeq names its product COP9 signalosome subunit 8 (gene Cops8). The record is from RefSeq and is a predicted model, not a curated record. Gene Ontology annotation, cellular component: COP9 signalosome. Gene Ontology annotation, biological process: protein deneddylation; COP9 signalosome assembly. Bases 80 to 709 code for a protein of 209 amino acids. The transcript has 8 exons. NCBI's taxonomy places the organism in Eukaryota, Metazoa, Chordata, Mammalia, Rodentia, Muridae.